AUGGCUUACUCUAAAACUGCUAUCCUAAUCGCCGCUGCCGCUGCUUUGGUUUCCGCCCAAACCCCACAACAAUUGGACGAAUUGAACGUCAUUUUGGAUGAUGUCAAGUCUAACUUGUCCUCCUACAUGUCCUUGGUCCAAGACCCAAGCUCUGGUAUCACUUUGGCUAACUUGCCAGCUGGUGUUUUGAACUUGGGUAUGGCUUUGGCUUCCGCCACUGACGACUCCUACACCACCUUGUACAAGGACAUUGACUUCGAUGGUAUUGUUCCAUUCUUGUCCAAGUUGCCAUGGUACUCUGAAAGAUUGGCUGGUAAGUUGGCCAAGGAUCUAGGUGAAGCUUCUUCUUCUGCUGCUCCAUCUUCCUCUGCUGCUCCAUCUUCCUCUGCUGCCCCAACCACCUCUUCUUCUGCUGCCCCAACCACCUCUUCUUCUGCUGCUCCAUCUUCUUCCAAGGCUUCUUCUUCUGCUGCCCCAUCUUCCUCCAAGGCUUCUUCUUCUGCUGCCCCAUCUUCUUCCAAGGCUGCUUCCUCCUCUGCUAAGGCUUCUUCCUCUGCUAAGGCUUCUACCACCGUUGUCACCUCUGCCACCAAGGCUGCUAUCUCUCAAAUCGGUGACGGUCAAAUCCAAGCUCAAACCGCUAACGGUGCUGGUAAGGUCGCUGCUGGUAUGGGUGCUGGUGUCAUCGCCGCCGCUGCUUUGUUGUUGUAA
Molecule: messenger RNA, 711 nt
Organism: Nakaseomyces glabratus
Lineage: Eukaryota; Fungi; Ascomycota; Saccharomycetes; Saccharomycetales; Saccharomycetaceae
Product: SRP1/TIP1 family protein
Biological process (GO): fungal-type cell wall organization
Cellular component (GO): fungal-type cell wall; fungal-type vacuole
Molecular function (GO): structural constituent of cell wall
Source: RefSeq, a predicted model, not a curated record